Scleropages formosus (Asian bonytongue) is the source of this 3520-nucleotide messenger RNA. RefSeq names its product thyroid hormone receptor associated protein 3a (gene thrap3a). NCBI's taxonomy places the organism in Eukaryota, Metazoa, Chordata, Actinopteri, Osteoglossiformes, Osteoglossidae. Gene Ontology annotation, cellular component: mediator complex. The transcript has 11 exons. Gene Ontology annotation, molecular function: DNA binding; transcription coregulator activity. The record is from RefSeq and is a predicted model, not a curated record. Bases 433 to 3327 code for a protein of 964 amino acids. Gene Ontology annotation, biological process: positive regulation of transcription by RNA polymerase II.
ACCAGGAAGGAAAUUUGACCUCUCACUUGUUCUCGAUCGCAGUAUUACGCGCGAGCGAGCGGUUAGCCAUUUACAACGCUCUAAAUAGCCACCAGGAAAUAUAUAGACUAUUAUUUCAGUUUAGAGGAUUUAGGGUCUGAAAUUAUAAUUACAGCAAAAACACUGCUCUGUACACGCGAAACCGUGCAUUUGACUAGCAUAGGGGCUAGCUAGGGCUAUAUCUUAAGUUUCUUCAGUCACGCGGUCGCGGGACGAUCCGAUCGCGCGCACUUGACUGGUCAGCUAACGCUAGUACGUGCAUACCCUAGAUCGUGGUGGCCAGUACUCAGCAGGUAACUCUGAACAGAAAUACUGAGCACCACGACACAUCACCUCCACCAGGCGGGCAGGAGGAAGCACGCAAAAGCGAAACUAAGGAGGCAGAUUGUGGAGAUGUCCAAGGCUCCAAAAUCCCCAUCCCACUCCCGCUCGCGGUCUGGGACAAGGUCCCGGUCCCGGUCCUUCUCCCGGUCGCGCUCCCGGAGCCGCUCACGGUCACGGUCCAGGAAGCACCGCUACAGUUCUAGGUCCCGCUCCCGCUCCAGAUCCCAUUCCCCAGCCCACAACCGCGACCGGAACUACCCAAGAGAGUACCAGAACAACCGUGAGUUUCGGGGAUAUCACCGAGGCUUCCGCAGGCCCUACUAUUACCGUGGGCGUGGGCGGGGCUACUUUCCACGAGGCCGCUACCAGCGUGGUGGGGGUGGCGGCUACAACAACAACUACCGACCCAACAACUGGCAGAACUACCGACAACACCCACAGCAACAGCAGCAGCAGCCGCAACACCACCAGCACAGCCCCAGGAGAGGGCGCUCACGAUCACGUACGCCCAAGAAGCGCUCGGGAAGCCCACGCUCUCGUAGCCGCUCCCGCUACUCUGAUCGCUCCUCCUCAGGCCACUCCCGCCGCUCUUCUUCAUCUUCUUCACGCUCCUCAUCCCCACGUCGCCGCUCUGGCUCAACUAAGCGGAGUAACAAGGAUGUGAAAGAGAGAUCAGCAUCCAAGGAGGCACAGCAAGCUGGAGGUGGUGAUGGGGAGGCGACUGAGGAGGUUAUUGGCAGGGAAAGUGGAGCCCCAGACGAGGGGGCUGCACCUGAAAAGACUGGCAGCAAUUGGCAGGGCCUGACUGACUAUAGCAGUAGCCCUAAAAGAGCCAGCCCACAGGUGCGUUCUGCUGUCAUUGUCAGUCAGACAGCAUCAGCCAGCAGCCACCCCUCCCCCUCCCCCAAGAGCUCCAGUGCCUCAGGCAGCAGUGCUGCCCCUUGGCAGAGCACAAGCGCCACACCCUCUGGCAAGAGCCCUGCUGAAAAAAGUCCCACCACCAUCUUCUCUGGCAUUGGGUUUGUUCCCAAAGAGGACCACAGGCCGGGAGAAAAGACUGCACUCUCCACAGCAUUUAAAAAGUUCCUGGAGGAACACAAGAUAAAAAAGCAGGCAUCUGAAUGGGAGAACGGUCGAGAGAAGGAGGUGAUCUCUGGAGACACCGAGAGGGAGAAAGGUAAUGGCAAGUCUGGUAGUCUCCUUGCCACAAAGGCUGUUGACUAUGGCGGCAAGGUCGAGAAGGAGAAGUACAAGUAUGGAGACGGGUUUGAGAGUGGCCCGUCGUCCAGUACCUUCAUGAAGAACUCGCCCUUCCUCUGUGGCGAAGCCGAGGAAGAAGAGGAGGAGACGGCACCCGAACCACGGGCGAAGCUCCGGAAGGAGCGCGAGGGCGAGGAUGAGCCCCGCCCUAAAAGCAAGGCUACGCUCUCUACCCGGGAGCUCUUUGAGGAGCGCUUUGGCAAGUGGGAUGACACAACCUACUUCUCCACAACCAAAGAGCGUGUGCGCAAGGAACCAGAGGCUACUGACGACCUGGAUGACAUAGAGGAGGAGCUAUACCGGAGCCGGAAACAGGAGAGGGCUGCGGCCAUGGCCAAGAGAGAGGCCUAUAGGGGCUUUUCCCCAGACAAGGCACCGAAGGCUAGGAAGAAGGAACGGGCAGGUUCUAGCCCAUCUCCACCACCCAGGAGGAGCUCAGAAAACAGGGAUAGGGAGAUGUUCAUGGUCCGGAAAGAUGAUUCGCCUCCUAGGGUCUCUGGGAAGAGAGGGGCUGAGUUCAGUGUUAGAAUGGACCCCUUUCAAGAUGACCUUACAAGCUCCUUUGGGAUCUUGGCUCAUGAGCGCCGGAUCUCAUGCGAUCUUGUUCACCCGGCUAAGAAGGAGCAAAAGUUUCGCUCCAUUUUUCAGCACAUUCAAGCUACCCAGCUGCGCAGAAGCCCAUCAGAGCUGUUCGCCCAGCACAUUGUCACCAUCGUCCACCAUAUUAAAGCACAGCAUUUCCCAUCUUCUGGGAUGACUUUAAAUGAGCGCUUCGCCAUGUACCAAAGGGCUGCCGAAAUGGAAAUGAUGAAGCCAAGGAAAAGCCCAGAGAUACACAGGAGAAUUGAUGUUUCUCCCAGUGCUUUUAAGAAGCACUCUCACCUGUUUGAGGAGAUGAAAAGCUCCAGGGAAAGCAGCUACAAGGACGAUGGCAAAAAAUCAAAGAGUGACUCAAUGGACCUGCGGCUGGACAUUGAGCGCCGUAAAAAAUACUCAGGCAAGGAGCACGAUCACAAACGGGAUGCAGGACGUGAUUCUGGAGACUCCCCGGGGUCAAGCAGGGAGAGGUCCACCGAGAAGUUCACCAAGUAUCACAAAAAGUCCAAGAAAAGCAAGAAGAAGCGUGAACGCUCUCGCUCUUCCUCCUCUUCCUCCUCUUCCUCACACUCCCAUACCCAUGCACAUCGGGCUGCCGAGUACCCCCACGAGGAGGCUGAACCUAGAGAAGAGGGCUUCAACAAGGCCCGCCUGGGACCCAGAGAUUUCGGAGGCCCAAUGGAGAGAGGCCGGGCUCGUGGUGGCUUUCAGUUCAGAAUAAGAGGCCGGGGCUGGAACAGGGGAAACUACCCAGGUAACCACAGCAAUGGCAACCCACCCAACAUGGGAAUGCCUCCGCAUCCCAAGAAUGAGGACUGGGACCCAGAGUACACCCCUAAGAGCAGGAAGUAUUACUUGCAUGAUGACCGUGAAGGAGAAGGGGAGAAGAAGUGGGUGGAUACGCGUGGCCGUGGUAGGGGCAACUUUGUGCGUGGCCGAGGCCGCUUCAUCUUCCGCAAGACGGCCACCAGUAGCAACAGCAGCCCCAAGUGGACCCACGACAAGUUUCAGGGCAGUGGAGAGGAGGGUGAACUGCAUGAUGAAGACAGCGAACAGGACCAUAAGGAGGAUGAUAAGGCUGUGGGGACUGCUGGGGCCGAGCAGUAAGGCGGCCCCACUCUGGCCCCCAGGAUGCCCUCCAACCCUGUCUUUUUUUUUAAAAUAACCAUUAAAGAUGCUUUCUUGAACUAAACCACAUUGCUAGUUGUGUAGAGGCACCCAGCCGUGUUUAACCACUUAAAUACACAAAAUAUAUUAGGUAGAGUUGAGGGAAACACUGCAGCCGUAACUUUUUUUUUUU